UCAAAUUCUUAUCCAUUUUCCCUUUAGCUUCAAUUCAACACUGAACCACAGUUAACAAAAACAAGAACAAGAACAAGAAAGAACACGACCACUUCAAUUUCAUCCUCUUUCUUCUGUAACCAACUAAAAAUGCUUCUUCAGACAAGACACUUCACUGCACCAUGUUUCACACUAACAAAACCAACAACAACAUCAACUACAAAAAUCUCAACUCACCCUUCAAAUUCAAUCUCAUUCCGUAACACAAAAUGUUCAAUUUCAACAACCCAAUUUGAAGUAUUGAAAACCGAUAACAAAAUCAAAAAACCAUUUCCAGCUGAGGUAUCAAGAACCAUUAUGGAUUUAGCUAGGGUUGGCACACUUUCUACAUUAACCCAACAGGGUUUUCCAAUUGGUAUUGGUGUUCGUUUCGUUGUUGAUUCGGAAGAUGGAAACCCUUUUUUCUAUUUCAAUCAUAAUUCCAUUCCCAUUACCAAUAACAAUAUUGAUACCCCUUCUUCACUUCAUGUUAAGUUUUUGCAAUCUGGAUUGCGGACUCCUCAGUGUACACUUCAAGGAACACUUAAAAAACCUCAAGAUCCAGUUUUGAUCAAGCGGCUUGCUUCUUUGUGGAAGAAGAGGUUUGGAGAAGAAGUUAAUCAAGAAUUUAUGUAUAUUAUUGCUGUAGAUAGGGUGCUGCAUUUGGAUGACUUCCAGGAGGACGGUGUGUGGUUUACCUCUUUAGACUACAAAAAUGCUCAACCUGACCCCCUUCGAGAGUUUGCUGAGAAUUUAGUCGCUGAAAUUAACGCCAAUAAUAUGGAAGACAUUACUCGUUUUUGCAAUAUAUAUGUUGAUUUGGAUUUCCAGGUCUCAGAAGCAAAGAUGAUAUGGGUAGAUCGCUUGGGCUUGGAUAUGCGUUUGUUUUCUCCUAACAACGGUUUAUUUGAGGUCCGCAUUCCUUUCCCUAGAGAAGUCACUGAUGAAAAAGGUGCCAAGUCAACAUUUAAUUGUAUGUCUCAAUUGGCUUGGGAGGUAGAAAAAAACUACCAUCCUCUGGAUUUUGAGAAGGUUACACAAUUGAAACACAUAAAGUCAUGAUGCUCGAGUUAUCAUUUUUUUGCACAACCAUCAAAUAUGCAAGGUGAAGCUUUGUAAUUUUUAUAAGAAUAUGACCAUUUUUACGGUUUUGUAUUUCGUGUUGGUUCAUUUGAGGCUUGAUAUAGAGAUAACAUUGAAGACUAAGCUUAACUAAGUUUUGCAAGGUAGCAAUGAUAACAUAGUGGAAUUACUGCUAUAGUGACUUAUAGUGAA
Molecule: messenger RNA, 1293 nt
Organism: Trifolium pratense (red clover)
Lineage: Eukaryota; Viridiplantae; Streptophyta; Magnoliopsida; Fabales; Fabaceae
Product: glutamyl-tRNA reductase-binding protein, chloroplastic
Exons: 5
Coding region: 130-1080 (316 amino acids)
Cellular component (GO): chloroplast
Source: RefSeq, a predicted model, not a curated record